ACCCCCCCCCCCCCCAAGCAUCGUCAAACCCGCUGGACAUCACGGCAUCGCAGUCCAUCCCCCCCUCUCUCUCACGACCGUCAACCGCACCGUAACAUCCCUUGAGAACCCAGCGAUGUCGUCUCGGAACUUCCACUUGCGAUGACCUCUCGGACCCCAAUGGGCGUCCAGCCGCGACCGCCCCAGCAGCGAACUGUAAGCAGCUCGGGCUUGUCGGUUCAACGGCCAACUCACCAACGCACCCUGUCCGCACAAUACCUGCCUCAAUCGCCCGUCCGCAAGGAAAACCCGAUCGAUCUAACCGGCGAUUCCAACGACGCUGCCGUCGCCCAGAACAGAUAUGGCUCCCUGCCGCGGAGGGGAGGCUCUCGCCUCAAGCUCGAGUUGUCCAACGAUGCCAUGCUAGCCCAACACCCCAUCACCGACUCCCCCAAGACUCUCACGCCUUCCCGCCUUAUGCCCAAGAACGACCCGUCCAACCUCGCCGAAAUGGCCUCGCCCUCCUCUGCCAAGGGCCAGCCUAUCGACGCAGAUAACCCGCCCAUGCCCAUGCCGAAACGCCGUCAGCGAUUCGUCGUCCCCUCGGCCGUCAAAGACUCCCCCGCGCCCACUGUCGCAAUCAAGAAGGAUGGCCGCCCAAAAGCCUGGCACUUUGAAACCCCUGCCGCUGCUCCUCGGUAUGCGCCCUUUAACAAACAACGGAAUGACGCGACCGCCAAACCAGGCUUUGGCGGUUCCGGCACUGGUCCGCGCGAUGCGUCGGAAAUCGGCUAUGCCGACUUCUUUCCCUGGAAUGGAAACCACCCCGAAGACCAAUACUCAGAAACCGUAAUCAAGACUGGUUACUAUGACAAACCUCCCGCCUCGUCCGCAUCCGAGACCUCGUCCGCCAAGGCCGUACUCUUUCCUGCCUUGAAGCACAAGAGCGGGCUCAACUUGCUGUCCAGUAUCUUCGUCGGCGUCUUGAACCAGAGAAAGCUCAACGGCCAGAUCUUGUCGCCCUCGACCUUUAAACCACCACCGCGCGUCACCCUCACUGAUACCAAGCGGGAAAUCUGGCUGAGGGACUUGGCGAACCCGUCGAUAUCCUUGCGCCGACUGAGCCGAACCAUCCCCCACGGCAUCAGGGGUAAGGUGCUGCUGGAUCACUGCCUCAACAAGAACGUUCCGACGGAAAGAGCUGUAUGGCUGGUCAAAUGUGUUGGCGCCAACGAGAUUCGGGCCUUCAAGAGAAAAGGGAACGGCCCGGGCCCAUUUGUACUCGGCGGCGAGGCGAAAUGGCUCAGAGAUUGGACCGUUUUCGUGGAGCAGUUUGUGGAGGGUGUAUCAACGGCCUUUGGCGACAACGACUGGAAAGCCAAGGUCCAAUACGCUAUCCGACUGGCGACGCACCUCUAUGCCGAACAACUACUCGACCGCGAUCACUAUAUGGACUGGCUCGUCACCGGAAUCGAAAACUCCACUCAAUCGAAGCUGCCCAUGUGGAUACUGAUCACGCAAAUCUACUGGAAGGACCUGCUUCGGUUGAGGAAAUAUGGUCGGCGAUUAGUGAAUGCGUUGCUCGGCCAUCUUCAUACGAUCCACACCGACCCUGACCGCGACAUCCUCGCCCAGCUCUCGGCAAGGUUGGCUACCUUGCUUACCCCCCUAUUGUCGGCGCAUCCCGACAACUUUGUGUCUCCUGCAACAUGGUUCAAAUAUAGGGACGCCUUGCUUGCAUCUAUCCUGACCGACCACGAGUUUGCGCAGACCGCAUACAAAUCGAUCAAUAUCAGAAACGAACAGCUUGUUGCUUCGGCUAGCAACUCCCAACCGGCCAACCGCCAAAUACUUGUCAAGCAUCUCGACACCACCUUCACCACCCUAUACAGCCCCGAUCUGGCUGCGCAGUGCUGGGCCGUGAGCGAGGACAAGGGCAUGAUUGUUCGGACACUACUAGAGUGGUGCACCUCACCGCACCGGCCAGGGGCCGCGAAGGUCUACAUAACAGCCAGCCUUCUCCGGGCAUGGGUGGCAGCCGGAGUCGACGUGACGACGGCCGUUCUCGAGUAUCUAAGUAGUAACCCGCCGACGGAGACGAACUCGAAACGAGUUUUUCAUAGACUCAUGUCGGAAAUCGUCCGUACGGGCGAUUUUCAACUCCAGGGUUACAUUUUCUGGCUCAUUGCUAGAGGCGGCCUGCGGAAGCCCGCCGACACCGAAGCUGAUGGCUCCUGCGCGACGAGGUUGCUGGUGGAUCUUCCCCUUCACGCCCUGAACUCGACUUCCCGAACAACCAGAGCCAGUCUUCUCCGGCGUGCGAGUUACGAUGUCAACGACGAGGCCGAGGACAUCAGCACGGCUCUCAAGUGCAUCGAGCAUGCCCUGGGACUGCCUCUCCCACCGGGAGACCCGAUGCUCCAACGGAAGCCAGUACCUGUGGGUAAGCUUUGUAGGCUGAUUGCCAACAGCAACCGAGCCCUUCAAACCGAGGUUGGGGCCAGACUUGUCCAAAUUUUCACGACCGAAAUCGUCAUGACCAAGAACGGACCGCAGGUCUCCUCGGCCAUGUUCAACUUUACCCGGGCCGUUCUUGAAGCAGCGGCCGACUUUUCCGCCCUUGCUGAGAUCAUCAAGCUAGUAGUGCGAGCUUCAAACCCCGAGAUUCUCGCCUCUUGCGCCGAUACUCUCAAUGUGCAUCUGCCGGUCUUUGCUGCGCUGGGUGGGCCCAAAGAAAUGUUCGACUUGCUGAUGGAAAGGCUGAAGACCGUCAGUGAGGAACAAGGUCCUGCUGCACGACCUCUCUUGGCAUCCCUUGCGAGCCUUGCGGUUCGGUUACCUGGGUUUACAAACACGGCCAGUUACCUCCGCCAGCAGCUCCACCAGUGCGAUCGUAACAACCCGAUCGACGCCUGUUCGCCGGUAUCCGACAAUAUGACGGCCCAACUGCAGGACGCGGAGGGCGAGCUGCAUGAAGAGAUCGAGAAGCUCCUGACGAGCGGUACGAGCGUGGAUCGGCCGACGAUGGAUCGGCUUUUCCAGACAGUCGUGGGCCGUUUGGAGUCCAGCUGGUCCAAUUCGCCGGAGCGGCAGCGUGCCUACAGUGCACUCCUCGGAAGACUGCGGAUUUUCGACACCCAACAUUUCGAUGUGCGUAUGACUGACUGGGUUCACCACAUCAGCGCGCUGAAGGCCCGCCCUGCCCUAGUAGAUAUAUAUCCGCUACUAAUCAGCAUGGGGUGCCUGACCCUGCCCAUUGUUCUGACCACAACAUCGAUCGACACGGGCAGGAUUGCGCUCAACCCAUCCGGGCCAAUCAGCAGUACUACGACUUACAUGCAAGAGGUUCUCCGCCUCACGACAAUGCCUCUCGCGGUCAAGACUACGUUGACCCCGGAAGAGACAUACCGAUUCUACAUCCAGCAACAAGUGGCGCCGCGUCAAAACCACAAGGACAUGGUUCUUCUCGUCAGGAACGCCCUAGUCGAGUACUCGAGGCUUCAGGGAGCCGUCGAUCCAGCGCUGCUACCCCUGGCGAGCCCGAGCUUCACAGAUUCCGUUUUGGAACUGCUCAAGUUUCUGGUGUUGCGGGAUCCCCCUUCAGUCGUUCAGGCGCUGGGCACCAAGACGCCGGAGCCGGCGUUAACGAGUUUGUUUGCACAGAUCACCUCCAAAUUACUGUUGCCCGACGCCAGUGACGAAUCGCCGCUCACAUUCGAAACCGUCCUGGAACUAGCCAACGAGUUUACUCUCCCCUUCUGCCAGCUCAAGUUGUCGAUCGGCCUUUCCGCCGACAGCACGACAAGCCCAGGAGGUGGCGAGCAGGCCCUAACGCAGUUCGACAUGUUCUCUCGGGCAAUGGAUCGCGCGGUGUCAGCCAACAACGUCAUGUGGACCAGCAUGUUGCCGUAUUUGAGCGAGGAGAUCACAGAACACCUCAAGAAGCAAGCCCAUCUACGAUUUCUGGGCCUGUUUCCGUCGCAAAAGAACCCUCCUGCUUCGGAUCCGCUUUCCCUCGAAAGCACCCAGUUAGCAGGGAGCUUACUGUCGGUUGUCGAGGCCAUUCUUCGAGGCCGUCCGGCUGUUCGGACCUCCCAGCUCACGUCGGGCAUGGUCGAAAAGCUGGCAGAGCUCUGGGAAAUCUUGGCGGCCGGAGAUGAUGACAAGAGGGAGCUCCGGACGUCGAUACUCCGGUACUGGCUACCGGCAUUGUUGAGAUUCAUCACACUCCAUACAACCGCCAACGAACCCGUGUCCGCUGCCGCUCAGGCCCAGACCACCAACAACAUGAAGCCUCCAGUCAAUGCAGCGGCAUUUGAAAUCCGGGCCAGAAUCCUCAUCAUCUUGUCUGGUCUCACCCUCGAGCUCGACACCCUGGCGCUCCAAGACCCGCAGACCGGCCGGAUCUUGAGCCAGCAGGUAUUCGAUCUGGCCCUGCUGCUGAUCGACACCUUGCCGGAAGACUCACGCUUGCAGUGCGUGCGUGUUCUUCUCACAGGUGGCACAAUGCAAAACCCAGCGUCGUCGGACGCCCGCCUCCAGUACCUCUUCAGCCACAUGCCUCCACAGACAGAGCAGUUCGUGCUCGCGCAUCGACAGCAGCCGGCAACACAACAAAUCGGGCCGCCGAGACAGAAAAUCCCAAUCUCGAUGCAAGGCACCGGUAAGCUUACGCCUUUCGUCUACCGCAAGUGGGAGAUGCUCAGCGAGCCAACUCCCAACGUUGGAGAAAAUGAUACGGCUCUUAGCCUUACACUGUUUGAGGCUAUCAAAAUUCAGUAAAAAAAGUUUGGGGAGAACAGGGUAUACACACAUUGCACACAAAUUUUUUUUUUUUUAGUCAUUGCAUUCCGUUCGAAGGGGGGGGCGUGGAGGAUUACAUUUUUUAUAUAUAGAUACCAUUACUGGUCCAGAAUGGGAAGGGUGCUAUGAUAGACUCAUGGGGAAGGGGGCAGUGAGAGAAAGCCCUUUAUUUUUAUUUUAUGCUUUGAUACCAGGAUGACAAGAGACGGGGUAACAAAAGCCGGCGUUGGCUGACUUUGGAAAGAUAAGGAAGAGAAGGAUGCUGGGGAGGGGAGGGGGGGUUGAAUGACUGUAUCAUUGACGCACAUGUUCUUUCU
Messenger RNA from Colletotrichum navitas, 5099 nucleotides. RefSeq names its product transcription mediator subunit Med12. Gene Ontology annotation, molecular function: transcription coregulator activity. Gene Ontology annotation, biological process: regulation of transcription by RNA polymerase II. Bases 142 to 4761 code for a protein of 1539 amino acids. Lineage: Eukaryota; Fungi; Ascomycota; Sordariomycetes; Glomerellales; Glomerellaceae. The record is from RefSeq and is a predicted model, not a curated record. Gene Ontology annotation, cellular component: mediator complex. The transcript has 3 exons.